Molecule: messenger RNA, 5699 nt
Organism: Porites lobata
Lineage: Eukaryota; Metazoa; Cnidaria; Anthozoa; Scleractinia; Poritidae
Source: the annotation of a GenBank genome assembly
AUGGCGGAUGAGAGUGGAGAUUUUCACCAGCAGCCAAAGAGAGCUAAAUUAGCUCUCAGAGAGUACACUAAAUUGCCAAUUUGGAUAUGCGAGAAUCACGAUGAAGUGUUGUACUAUAUUCACAGAGCUAUUGGAUCGCGGCAUCUUGCAUAUGAAGGAAUAACGGUUCUCCAUUUUGACUCUCACCCGGACCUCACUGUUCCAGUAAAGAUGUCAGCCGACAUAGUUUUCGAGCAAGAAAAGCUAUAUGAAGAGAUCAGUAUUGCAGACUGGAUUCUUCCCGCUGUAUAUGCUGGACAUGUGAGUCGAGUUAUUUGGGUAAAACCACCCUGGGCGGAUCAGAUUAAGGAAGGUGUGUUUAACUUCAAAGUUGGUAAACACAAGAAGACAGGUUUUAUAAGGUACGGCUGGUAAACCGUGUUGACGGCCCCCUAAAUCAGAGGUGGGGGGUACUGCCAUAUAUGGGCUAUAUAGGUAUGUACCACUGUCAUACUGAUGACGCGUCAUUACCCAGAUCUGGGUAGUGAUGGGUCAUCAGUAUGGAAUUUCUUCGCUUGUUUCUCAGACAUCAUUUCGCAGGGAAACCGUUGGUGGCUUUGCAAAAUGUUGUCUGUUUUCUCAGGCUACGGGACGGUGGGAGAAGUAGUUUUUCUUCUUGCCUAGUAUUGAUAGUUUCAUCAACUAAAAGGCUACAGGACUCUUGUAGCUAAUAUUAAUCAGUAUUUUUACCACCUGAUUGACUGCAUGAAAAGAUAGCUCUCUAUUCAGAAGGUACUUCAUGUAAAAUGAUACACCUGGGUGGGACAUUUUAUGGAGGGUCAUUUUUUUGUGAAAAAAUUAUUCACGACUUCUCUCUAUGUACCACAACAAAAAUAAUGUGGUUUUGAUAAGAUGCCAGUCCUUCACGAACUGAUACUUACAGUGUACAGCUGUAUAACAGACCAUAUGUUGCAUAAGACACUUGUAAAAUCCGCAAGGUUUAUACAAACCUUUCUCUUUAUUUUCUUUUAAUCUUCUUGGUCUUUUCAUGCAAAAUGAAACCACCAAAAAGAUGGAAGAAAACUGAACAAGAAGGACACUUAUUUAUAACCUAAACACUGGUAACCAAAGCCAAUGCUGGAUGCCCUCCUGUGAUUUUCAAUGUGCUGCUAAGUUUCUUAUUAUCCUCAGAUGUACAAUGUAUAUAACAGUACCAGUCCAGUAAUGAGUUGCAUGUAAUUACUAUCCUUUUAGAGUGACAUGCUCAGAGGUAUAUUUUGUGGAAGAACUUCUUUAUGCUGACGAGGAGUCAUUAGAGAAUUGCAAAACUCUUGAGCUCGUUGUGUGCACUGUAAAACAUGGAGUGAUGCAAAACAAAGACAAUGGAGUUCAAUCAGAAGCUCCGAAUUCAGAAAGUGAAACCUCAGAAUUGCAUACGAAGAGUAAACAAAGUGGAACUGAUCAGUCUAAUCAAGUUGAAGGGUGCAAGACAAAGUUCACUUUAAAUUCAGCUAAUUCCAUUUUGGGAGAGAGGGGAGCAAAAGCAGUUGAUUGUGGACAAAAAACAUUGGGAGAGGGGCCAAAUGCAUUCCAAGAAUACAACAGUGAAAGUGUAACGAAAAAGGGAAAAUAUGAGAUUGAAUGCUCUGCACAGGACAGCUCUUUUAUUGCAAAUACAAAAGGAGUUGAAUUAAAUCAUCCAUGCAAAGAGAAGGGCCAAAGUAUGGAUGCAGAAGGAACAAUGGCUGAUGUUUGUAGCAUUUUUGCAAACAUAAUUUUACAAGAAAAUAGUUUAAUUCUGGAUAUAGACAUGGACUACUUUUCAACACAGAAUCCGUUUAAACUAUUGUAUACAGAGGUAAGUGAAGGUAUGAUUUGCAGUAAAUUUAUUAUAGUAGUUCCCUACACAGGUGUCCUUGCAGAUUUUCAUGUAGCAAUCCUUACCAGGAAAGUGAGAUAUUUAAGACUAAAGGAUGUCUACAUUAAUUUACAUGAGGCUUACCGCCAGCAAAGACGUUAAAGUAGUUAUAACCUCAUUUCUAAACAAACCUCUGGUCUGUUGGCCAUCUUUGUCACCAAUGUUAUUAUGAAUUCCUAUAAUUAUUCUAUUUAUUAUUAACGGUAAUAUAAUCAUAAAUUACUCAAUUCAUUACACAGACAAUAGUGAACUUACGCAACCGGACAGGAGAGGAAAGAUGAAGGCAAACUUUGUGUGACAAGCGUGACAAUAAUUUUGUUUGAAAAAACCUUUCUGCCGAACUUCACAUUCCUUUAAACAGAUCUUUUUGUAGAAGAGCAAAAAACAUCAAAUGUUAAGUGAAUUACCAACAAAACACGCAAGUAGUAGUGUUUUGCUGUCCUCCUCUUUUGGAUAUGUCCUGUUGUGUAAACUCACUAAUAAUGGUUUAACAUUUAAAAGGUUUCUGAAAUUUAAAAAUGUUGUUAAAUUGAUCACUUUUAAUUUGGCGGAUAUCACUAAGGCAAAUAUUACUAGAAACUUUAUUAGCAAUUUUGCUGUCAGUAAACAUGUUACAGCUAUAAUGCUUUUUUUUAGGAUGACUUUAAGGCCUUACGAGAUAUUUACAGAUUUGAGGAACCUUCAUCAACAAGCAAUGAGGUACUAGUACAAUCAUUAUUCAAAGUGGACAGACUGCAAAUUACAGUAGCUGCCAAAAAAUAUAUCUUAACGUGACUUUGUUGUGAUAACUGCAUGUUCAUCAGUAGGAUGCCUAAAAUGUGUGCAAUUCCACAAUUGGUUCCAGCUCCAUUAAAUCCUAUACCAAUUGCUGAACAUUUUAGGAGGAGCCUCCCACAAUGUGAGCACAGUCACUGACAACACAUAUAAGUGAGGAAAGUGAACGAACUAAAUGUACACAUCAAUUAAAUAAAUAAAUAAAUAAAUAAUGCAUGCACACAAAUAAAACUGUGUACGCCUACAUACCAAGAUGCAACUGAAGUACAAAUCUAUAAGUAGUAUAUAUAAGUGAUGUAAGGAUAUGAUGGUGCAAUUCAAGCCUGGAUUGCUAAUCUCAUCUCCCGCAACGCUGCUCCAUACUUCUCGAUGAUAAGACCAUGGUGAUUGGAAAAUUUAUUAAAUGAUUUCUGAAGUAGAUUCAUGGUUUCAAAUCCUUGUUGUCUGAGACGUAUUUUGUUUGAAAUGCAUUGGCCGCGAAAGUUGACCUGUAAUAUGGAGUUCUUUGGUUUCUGUAACAGUGUAAUAAAAAAAUAAUAGUGUAUUCAUUGACUUUCUAGGAUUUGGAGAGAUGCAUAAAAGAACGCCAAGUACAAGUGGAGCAGAUUGAAUCUACUUAUAAAUAUUUACAAGAACAUUCAUCUCGUAUCACUGAUAAAAUGUCUGAUAGCUCUAUCCUAAACCAAGAUCUUGUGAAACUUGCAGAUAAAAUAAAACUGGAACAGGGUGGCAAGCUUGAUUAUGAAAUGGUAAAUUCUUAGUGAGGGUGCUUUUGGUUUUUGAAUGAUAAUAAUUAUUGUCAAUUAAUAAAUUACUUUGCAAGUUCUCUGAUAGUUUAAUGUAUGAACUACAUGCCCCCAGCUGUACUAAAAGCAGCAUGCAUCAGUUUUAAUGUUUCUAAUAGCAGAGUCUAGAAAGGUCUUAAUUCAGUUAAUAUUACGAGCAAGUAAUUCAGAGUAACAUAAAACAUUUUUGACUAUCAACAAUCUUUUCAAAACACAACACAAUUUUCCGUAACACAACAAUCUUUUUCAAAACACAAGAAUCUUUUGAAGAACACAACAAUCUUGAAAUAUUUUUCUUUAACAGGAAACAACCAUGAGAUUAAGACAGGGCAGUAAUGUUUAUCUUAAUAAUGAUUAUUAUUAUCUGAGUCUAAAUACUGAUCAUUACUCUCUUAGCUUCACUUCUCAGGAAUGUCAUCAGAAAUACCUCAUCAUGUGAGUUCUUCUGAAAUGAUUGACAGUCUCAUGGUCUCCAUGGCAACAUUACUAAAGACUGUUCCAAAACCUACUUUAAUCACAGCGGCUAGGUAUGUUCUUGAAGUUGUUUGUUGUUGAGUUAUUUUGAUCUGUUGGUAAUACAUUGUUACUCUGGAUUCUCAAGAUAAUUAUUGUAUCACCAUCCAACUUAGUCUCAGGCAAGUGACAGGGGUACCUGGAGAAAAGCUCAAAUUGACUGAUAAAUUGUAAUAUUCUCCUUCCAAUUUCUCUUGGAAAUGCUCACAAAUUAAAAAGAGAAUUUGGAUAUUGAAUCAGGACUCAUCCAAUUCAGGGCCUUUUCCAUGCAGCCCUCCACAGGCCUGCAGUAUAUUCUAGCCUACAUACACACAUCUACAUGCCUGCCUGAACAAACCUCUAGCCUGCGUAGCAAUCAUUUCCACAUGAGUUCGUUGAGAAAGUUGGGACGAGAGCAAACAAAAAGGAAUGACGGGGGAAGGGGGAGGGGAGAGAAGGAAACACUUAUGCGCAAACCCCAUGAUUUUGAAAAACUGCGUUUGCCUACAAAUGCAGCUUCUGAUUGGUGUAGUGCUGGUAGUGUUGGUUAAAUAGCAAUCAAUACAUCAAUCAAACCAGGAAUGUUUUGUUUACGCGCAUCGCAGAUCUGGUCUGAUCUGAUUUGUAGUCGCAGAUUACAAAAUUCUUUGGACUGAUAUUUAUUUGAAUCGUGUUUGUGUGAAGGUUUAUCAGAUCUGAGUCCCUUUAAAGUAUAAUUGGAGAUCGAGCAGUGGAGACUAGUGAAGGCCAAAGCCUCCAUGGACAAGUGAUUUGCCAACUUUGAAAAAAAAGAUUAUUUUUGUUUAUUGGAAAUUUGGCGGCAUGCAUAUUGCAGAGAACCUUUCAACACUGGCUGAAGAGCAGCUGCUCUGCAAAACUCUUAGCUGGUAGAGCAAAUAAUAUUGUUCUGGACAAAUCAUUUCUUUGCGGCGUUUGACAAGGGUUUAGAUGAGACAAAGCCACAUAACAUCCCAAAUUUAUCUUAACAAUAAAAAACAAGAAAUUCUGUGUCAAUCACUUAGAGUUUCAACCUUCUUUUGAAUAUUGUAAAGCUUCUUUAUUACAGUUCUUGUAAUCUUGUGGAGGAUGUUUUAUUAGAGAACAAAGUAAUCUGUUUGUUAUACUGGCUUCUAUCUUGACGAGCUGUCAAUUCACAAAUGAACCAAACCAUGAAGGGACCCAUGACUGUAAUGGCUUGGGGGGUUAGGACCAGGGACCAGGGCCCAGUUGUUCAAAAGGUGGAUAAUCUUAUCCACUGGAUAGCGAUUUAUCCGGUGGAUAGCGCUAUCCGAUGUUUGAAUAAACUGGAGCCUGAACAAGUCAAACUUCAAAAAUUCAAAUGUCUUGUUUUCUUUUCCUUUUGUUUUUGUUAAUUUUGUUUCUCUGGGGAGGGGUGGGUAGGGCACAGACAUACCUUGUAUGUAAUCAUAAUACAGGGAGAAGAAAGUUUUGGAGGUUUCAAAUGGAGAGGUACAUUUUUAUUGGGACGUGAUGAAAGAAGAGGAAUAUUCUAGGCUCCUUUAUUCAUCUACAAGACGUGCCUUUGAUUAUUUACACAUAUCAUGGAAUAAAUAAUUGAUUUGAUCAGCCUAGGAUUCAAAACUUGUUUUCUUCCUUUUUUGUUCAGGUCAUCUUAUGACGAUUACACUCCAGCAUACCAGGUAGAAUACAUCCAAUCUUCCCUUCUUCAAGUGUUGUCUUCAUGUUAUGGUGAAAAUCUUACAGUAAACAAAUGUUAUCAAACAUCAUAG